Molecule: messenger RNA, 2256 nt
Organism: Penicillium nucicola
Lineage: Eukaryota; Fungi; Ascomycota; Eurotiomycetes; Eurotiales; Aspergillaceae
Product: CCAAT displacement transcription factor COY1
Exons: 2
Coding region: 1-2256 (751 amino acids)
Biological process (GO): intra-Golgi vesicle-mediated transport
Cellular component (GO): Golgi membrane
Source: RefSeq, a predicted model, not a curated record
AUGGAUUCUUUUGCCAUUACAGAGGGCUUGGUCUCCCAAGACCAACCUGAUGCACCAUCCAGCAAAUUGACUGAAGAGACCAACAAGUUUCAACGCGCCAUCGCAGCCUGGAGAUGUAUUGAUUUGACCAACACAAUUGCAAACCUCGACACAACAGCUACCGAUAUUGUUGAGCAGCAGCGUGAUGCACUCGUACAGAGAAAGGACCUCGCCCAGAAGACAAAGGACUAUAAGAAACUUGAUGAUGAGGCGAAGCUCAACGAGUUUAAAGGUCUACUCAAGGCGUAUCAGUCUUUUAUUGAUCACUUGACCAAUCAAGGCAAAACUUCGUCGUCCUCGUUCUUGCAGCUAUACUCGUCACUAUCCGAGGCCCCAGAUCCCUACCCACUCCUCGAGGCUUCCGUUGACUCUCUCGUUCUAUCCGAAGAUACAGUUCCGAAGCUGACAUCAGAGCGGGAUCAAUUACAAAAGUCGGUGGAUCGCCUUACCAAGCAACAAGAGGAUACCGAGAAACGCCUGCAGGAGGAACGCGCCGCCCGGAAAACACUGGAAGAGAACCAAGAAUCAAGAGCCAAGGAAAUUGAGACAUCAUGGGAAGCUGUCUUGACCGAAAAGACGAACAACUGGGCCGCCAAAGAAAAGAGCUUGGAGGAGAAGGUGGAGAAUCAGGACCGCUUAAUCAAAGAGCUCAAGGCAAGCUAUGAAGUCUCGCAGCGCCUGGGAGAGGGCGAAGGCGACGAGAUUGAUGGUUCACGAAGUGGUGCCUCGGCAGCUGAGCUUGAGCUUGUUUCUGCCGACCUGGAGAAGACAAGCUUGAGGCUAGCUGAUGUGGAAGCCCGCAAUGAACAAAUGCGUAUCGAGCUAGCCCAGGCCGCCUCCCACUCACAUUCUGCCGUAGCUUCUGUCGAGGAUGACCCUGAAUACCUUCGUCUCCAAUCGGAAAAUUCCUCUUUGUUGCGGAAGUUGGAUGCUACACGCUUUGACAAAGACUCCGAAAGACACACUUGGGAAGCUAAGUUGCUUCAAUCGGAGAGAACUUUGUCCAAGGCAACGACCGAGAAAGAGGAGCUGCGCUCACGGUUGGCUAAGGUCGCAGAUUACGAUGAGAUCCGCCGAGAGUUAGAAAUGAUCCGAUCCGUUGAGUUCGCAACCGGCGACGAUGAUGACGUUGGUGAGGGAGUUGAAGGCACAACGACUGAGACUAAUGGCGAGGCAACCAAAUCCAAGGAGAAAAACUCUCUGGAGCAGCUCCUCAUGGCCCGGAACAAGAAGUUGACAGACGACCUCACUCUUCUGCGUGUGUCCCAUCGUGAUAUUCAAGGUCAGCUUGAAACCUUGCGGAACGAACUUUCCACCUCAAAGGGAGAGCUGGAAAAAUCUCGAACCCUAUCAAGUACUCUUGAGAACGAUCUUCUUCGCGUACAAGAGGAGGCUACAAACACGUUCCCAUCAGGGGCAAUGUCUGUUGCAGGAACAUACACCUCCAGAUAUCCUCACUCUGCCCGUCGCGGUGCAUCAUCUCCCACCUCGUCUAUCAUAUCUGGCUUUGACCAGGGUGCUGCAUCCGCGAACACCAUGGAUGCAAUUCGCGCAGGGGAAGCCGUAGGUGGCGGGUCAGGGCUUCUUCCGAUGAUCCAAGCCCAACGAGAUCGGUUCAAGAAGAAGAAUGCCGAACUUGAGGAGGAGCUGUCAAAGCUGUACACCACCGUCAAAUCCCUCCGACAAGAAGUUGCAUCCCUCCAAAAGGACAACUUGGGCCUGUAUGAAAAGACAAGAUAUGUCUCAACCUACAGCCGAGGACAGGGUGCAUCUACAUCAGCAUCAUCAUAUGCAAAUACCCCCAGCUCCACCUCAGUGUACACAUCUGCAGACACUCCAUCAGGAUUGUCCCUCGACCGCUAUCAGAACGCCUACGAAGCCCGGAUCUCACCCUUCGCGGCCUUCCGGGGCCGAGAAUCGACUCGUGCAUACAAACGUAUGAGCCUACCAGAGCGUAUCGUUUUCUCUCUCACGCGUGUUAUUCUCGCAAACCGGACUAGUCGCAACCUGUUCGCUGGCUACUGCUUUGCACUCCACAUUCUCCUUUUCGUGGUCCUCUACAUGAUGAGCACCACGGAGAUUGAGAAGCAUAGCGCUAUGAGCGCCGUCGGUAGUGCGGCCGCUGCUGCUUACGGUGGAGGUGGGGUUGGUAGUGGAAGUGGUAGUGGCACGGGGCAGCUGCACGGCGAUGACUGGCAGCAGGAAGGAUUCAACUAA